GUAUUAUACAAAAAUGGUUUGUGAGAAAUGUGAGAAGAAAUUGGGCCGUGUGAUCACACCGGACCCUUGGAAGUCUGGAGCCAGGAACACCGUGGAAUCCGGAGGAAGAAAAGUCGGUGAAAACAAAGCCCUAACUGCAAAGAAAGGGCGAUUCAAUCCUUAUACGAGCAAAUUUCAAGAAUGCAGGAUCUGCAGAACAAAAGUACACCAAGUUGGCUCACAUUACUGCCAAGCCUGCGCCUACAAGAAAGGAAUAUGUGCUAUGUGCGGCAAAAAAAUAUUAGACACCAAAAACUAUAGACAAAGUUCUACGUAGAAUCUUUUUUUAGUUAAAAUAUUUUUUUAAUGAAGAUAGAAUGUGAAGAUUUCAAAUAUUUUUUUUUAAUUUGCUAAUCUAUGUACAAUGCCAGUGGGUCAACCUGAUGCUACUUUUUUAUUGUAGUUUUGACUGUACUUCAAAAGUAUAAAGUUGAAAAUUGAACAAAAAUGUUUGUAGCACUACUUGUAAAUUCAUAUUACUCAUUGAAUUUUGAUGUACCAAUCAAACAGUGAACUGUAAGUUAAAAGGU
Messenger RNA from Spodoptera litura, 569 nucleotides. Its product is annotated as cysteine-rich PDZ-binding protein-like. NCBI's taxonomy places the organism in Eukaryota, Metazoa, Arthropoda, Insecta, Lepidoptera, Noctuidae. The record is from RefSeq and is a predicted model, not a curated record. Gene Ontology annotation, molecular function: microtubule binding; PDZ domain binding. Gene Ontology annotation, cellular component: dendrite. Gene Ontology annotation, biological process: cytoplasmic microtubule organization.